This is a messenger RNA of Octopus sinensis (East Asian common octopus), 3248 nucleotides long. Its product is annotated as C3a anaphylatoxin chemotactic receptor-like. Gene Ontology annotation, molecular function: G protein-coupled receptor activity. Gene Ontology annotation, cellular component: membrane. The transcript is spliced from 3 exons. NCBI's taxonomy places the organism in Eukaryota, Metazoa, Mollusca, Cephalopoda, Octopoda, Octopodidae. Gene Ontology annotation, biological process: G protein-coupled receptor signaling pathway. The coding region runs from base 995 to 2092 and encodes 365 amino acids. The record is from RefSeq and is a predicted model, not a curated record.
AAUGCAGUGGCUAGGUGAUCAGAGACCCAAGUUUUACUGUGUUCUCUACCCAACGUUACGGUCCUUAGCUGACCACGGCCCAGCUAGCCAGCUGAUCGUGUAACAAGGUGAUUUUUUUACCUCGUCUCAGUGACAAUCUUCAGAUGAGCGAAAGAAGAAACAAAUAAACAGAAGAAUAAAUAAAUAAAUAAAUAAAUAAAUAAAAAGAGGAAGGAGAAGAAGAAAGAGAAGAAAAAAAUAGAAGAAAAUAAAAACAAUAAAAAGAAGAGGAAGUUUAGCAAAAACAGACGAAACCCCAAAAAAAAGAACAUUAUCUUUCUCACAAUUAUAACGUUGCAUAACGAACACACAAGGACAUAAUGUUAAUGUGUCUGUGACACACAGACACACACACACACACGUACGCAUACACAAGUACACGCACUCAUAUAUAUAUAUAUAUAUAUAUACAUAUAUAUAUAUAUAUAUAUAUAUAUAUAUAAGCACACACAGAGGUGAGGGUGAACUCCAAUCCACUGUUGGCAAUCAUUUUCGGUAUUUCUCCAAGAAGAAUUACAACAAAGACGAGACGACACCGACAGCAACAACAACAACAACAACAACAGAAGCAGCAGCAGCAGCCGUAGAAGCAGCAGUAGCAGCAGAAUGUAUUCAAUACAACGGAGACAACAUCAACCAGCACAAAUUAUGAAAACGAGAAAAACUACAACGACUACCACGGCGACAGAUUAUUUCCGAUCAAUAAUGCUUCGAUCUGUUCUUUGAUUUAGUGUUUUUUUUUUAAAUACUUAAAACCUUAUCCACACACACAGACACACAUACAUAUGCAUUUCUAUCUUAGUCGACUUGGAUCUUUAAAAAUUGCAUAAUUAACAGCAACAACAGCAAUAAUAAUAAUAAUAAUAAUAAUAAUAAUAAUAAUAAUAAUAAUAAUAAUAAUAAUAAUAACAACAACAACAACAACAAUAAUAAUAGCAACAACAACGGCCUGAAAAUGAUUCUACUCCACCCUAACGACACGCAUAUUUACACGCUGGAGGAGCUGAAUGCUAAAAAAGCCCGCUUCGCCGUUCCAUCCACGAUAACAAUGUCCUUCCUCAUGAUUUUCGGCAUUGUCGGUAACUCGUUGGUGAUAUAUGUGUACAGUCGCAAGUUCAAGUCUACAUCGACCAAUUCUUUUAUCUUAGCUCUGUCCACGUUCGAUCUGCUCAACUGCCUGGUUGGAAUGCCGACGGAGAUCGCCGACGAUCAACUACCGUUGAUGUUCAACUGGGAACUCGGCUGCAAAAUUCUGCGUUUCACCUCGUUUUUUUCGACGGGUGCCUCUUCCUUGACGCUGGUCAUCAUUGCCAUGGAUCGCUACCAGAGGGUGUGCUUGGGGAAGGAACAGAUACAGUCGGGUUGGGCGAAGAUGAUGAUCAUUCUAACAGCCACGAUGUCCGCUGUGCUGGUCAGUCCGAUCAUCGAACUGGCGGGGAUCGAUACGGAAUCGACGGAUGUGCCUUACAUCAACGGUACUGACUGUGCCAUACGUGACAAAUACAAAAAAUCGAAAUGGCCACUUAUUUAUUUCAUGUACCUGGCCGUCAUCAUUAUAGUUUGUUUAAUAAUACUGGUUGUCACUUACACGAUGAUCGGUCUGGCGGUGAGGACACGCUUGGGGCGGCAAAACCUCGACGGACGAACAGUUGUGAGAACAAUGGCCGAUCUAAAUCGAGAGAAAGACCGAAAGGUAAAGUCCGAAAAGACAACGAAAACAUUUUUCAUGGUCACCGUACUUUUCAUAGUGAGUUUCAUGCCCUGCCUGGUCAUACAAAUUUCGAGGGCCUUGGCAGGUUUCAAACCGCAUAGUCCCAUGAUGGAAAUCAUAUUUAAUCUCGGUUUACGCUCCUAUUUUCUGGGCAACUCCCUCAAUCCGUUCAUCUACGGUUAUUGCAACAGCAAGUUUCGUGAGGCGAUUGUUCUCGUGAUAGGAAGAAUGCAGGAGAAGCUGAUGGAGGAACCACGGACGAAGGCCCACGUCUACUCUUUGUCUGCGGGCCAAGUACACAAACCUGUAAGCAUGAGUAUAACAGAUUCUGUGUAUGAGUAAAAUGAUUAAAAUUUUUUUUUUAAAUAAUAAUAAUAUUAAUAAUAAAAUGGAUAAAUAAAUAACUUGGCCACUCUCAACACCCCUCACUACCUACACCAAAAAACUUCCCCUUCAAAAAGUAAAGAAGAACCAAAUAUAAAAUUAAAACAAAUCGUCGGAUCACUCACGUUGUAUGGAAAUACAGCGUUAGUAUCUCUUAUGUGAGAAACGAAAAUAUAUCUAAUGUUCGGUGGAGAGUACUAGAUAUAUUACUGAGUAAAAUCUGUUCGGUUAAAUGAGCACAGAUAAAUAAAGAAGUAUGACACGUUCCGAACUUUAUUGAGAACUCAUUGAGAGUAUGUGAAGGAGUACAGAAAUUUGUACUCUAGUAUGACGCGUUCUGUUUGAUGUUGUUAUGGAUAAAAGAGUGAAUAACGGCGAAAAUAAACAAAAGUCGAUAAAACGUACUCUAUCGUACUCUGCAUGGGUCGAAAAACUAAUCGAAUCAACGAGUCUAAAAAAAAGAGGAACCCAAUGAGAAAUCUUUGUAUAUUUUUAUGUUGAAGAUAUUACAGUUUGAUGGUCAUUAUUUGGAUAGGGAAAUUAAUGACUUGUCUCCUUGUGUAAACUUUGAAAACAACCGCGUAUCUAAGUAUCUAAGAGAAUCGUUGUUUGUUUCAGGAGAUCUUGAAGUGAAAUAAAGGGAGACUCCAUAAAUGUUGUAAAGAAAGAAAUUGAAUUAGGAUUGACAAAAACGCUGUAAAUUAAAUUGACAAAACACUGUAAAAAGUUAUGCGUCCAAACCUUUGUAUAUGUUAGAAAAAUGAAGAGUUUAAAUUACGAAUACAAAAUUGCCAAGAAAUAUUUAAAUUAUAACUAUUAAUAGAGAAAUUUCUUUGGAUAAAAACGAAUUACAAGAAAAACAAAAUUUGUUUAUUUAAAGAAAAAAAAACCUGUAAUGUUUCGUUAUUGGUAUAUGAUGUCAGUCGUGAGUGAGUGUAUGUUCGAGUGUGUAUUUGACUGAUCGAGCAUAUGAAAGACAAUGUCACACUCAUUCAUGACGUCAUAGGCUUCUACCGAAAGAUACCAAAAAUACCUAAUUCAUUACGUAAAACAAGAAUAUCGGUUGAAGAGUACAAAUAUACCUACUGUUUUAUUUAGAAGUACUCACUGAAUA